Messenger RNA from Schistosoma turkestanicum, 616 nucleotides. Lineage: Eukaryota; Metazoa; Platyhelminthes; Trematoda; Strigeidida; Schistosomatidae. The record is from the annotation of a GenBank genome assembly.
AUAUUUUCACUUCGAUGCCUUUUGUUUAUCAUUAGACAACAACGUACAGGCAACAGUGCGAUCAGAUAGGAGGGUAAUUUGUUGUGUAUCGCCAUCCCUUCAUGUUAUUUUCUGUAACAGUAGUGAUAUUAGUGCUACCUCAGUUCUUUUCGUUCUAACAAUCUUCCUGCUUAGCUCUAAGUUGAUCGGUUUAUCCGUUAUUUGGUUUCCUUUGUUUUCUAGUGUUUCCAAAAAUGUGGAAAAUCCUUAAUAACCUGAAACAUGGACACCACAAUUAGUAAUGGAUGAUCAACAGUUUGGUGGAAACUCAUCUCAACCCUUGCACUUUAGUGAUGGUAUUUUUAAUUUUACCGAUGAGCACAAUGAAGAGUGUCCUAUUACGUCCAAUUCUAGUAAUGUUCUAUUGCGCAUUAUUGAUUGGUGUGGGGAAAGAUUGGCAUGGAGUCUUGGUAUUUCUUCACCAAAAUAUUAUUAUAUAAUAGAGAAUGCCAAAAUAAGAAACUCAAAACAAGAUGUCAUUGACAUGGGUGAUAUGGACGAUCCACAUGUUGCUAUUCUUCAGUAUCCAAUAUCAAGUAACAAUUGCACUCAUCCCUCAGUUAUUGCAUCUGGAUAA